AUGAGUAAACAAUAUUAGAACUUUGAAAUUGAGAAGAAUGACCCCUUCAUGAUCAAUCUUUCGCGAAGAGAGGACCAGAGGGAGAAGAAACACGCAUACAUUGCUGCUGCCAUCAUCGGUGGAGUCGUCCUCGUGUCCCUCUAAAUCUGCGGAACUGUUGUUAAUCCAUCUGAAUACAACUUGUCUCUGUUUGAGAGAGAUUCAAAUACCUAAUCUAUGAAAGCUUACAUUGACUACUUAGCCAGGUAUAAAAAGACCUAUGCCGAUAGACAGAGCACAGCCGACAGAUACAAGAUCUUCAAGCAAAACUACCACUUGAUCUAAGAGCACAACAGACAUGCUGAUGUGCUUCCAUUCGUUAUGGAAGUCAACUAAUACGCUGACUUGACUGUAGAUGAAUUCUUAGAACAUCACAAACUUAGAGUUCCAAAACACCUUCUCACCUAAGAGCACGAUGAAACCCCAAGCAAGGGCAUUUACUCCAAAGGUCACGGAGACGCAGCUCCAAUGUUCGACACUCCAGUUUAAAACCUACCAAAGGUUAAGGACUGGUACAAAGAAGGUGCUGUAUCAGCUCCUCACGAUCAACACUAAUGUGGCUCCUGCUGGGCUUUCACCACCGCCUCAAUGAUCGAAUCACUAGCUGUUAUCUCUGGAAAGUUCGACUAUCCAAUUGAGCUCUCUAUCCAAUAAUUAGUUGACUGUGACAUUACCAAUGACGGCUGCAGUGGUGGCUGGAUGUACAAGGGUUACGCUUACGCAUCUGUAUAUGGAUUAAUGCCUGCUGACACCUAUCCAUACGUUGGAAAGAAAAACCAAUGCAAAUACGACAAGGAGAAGGUACUUUUCAAGAACAAUGGUAUGGUACAAGAAAAGAAGAUGUCUAACGAAGCUCUUAAGGCUAUUGUUGCUAAACAGCCAGUUGGAGUCGGUAUGAUCUCAAAUGAAAACCUCAGAUUCUACAAACACGGAGUAAUGACUGAGAGCUUCUUAAAGUGCAGCGACCCAACUCCAGCUGUUAACCACGGUGUAGCAAUCGUUGGUUUCGGUCAUGUUCAAAAGGGAGAGCGUGGAACUGGCUGGUGCAGAGAGUACUGGAUCGUCAGAAACACCUGGGGUAAAGCCUGGGGUGAUGAUGGUUUCUUCAAGCUCUGUAUGGACGGCACUGGAUCAUAAGAAAUGCCAUUUGGAAUCUGCCAAGUCAAUAGAUUCCCAACCUAUCCAACAAUGGAGUAGCCAGAGAUCAAGUUCAGUCAAUGA
This is a messenger RNA of Stylonychia lemnae, 1260 nucleotides long. NCBI's taxonomy places the organism in Eukaryota, Ciliophora, Spirotrichea, Sporadotrichida, Oxytrichidae. The record is from the annotation of a GenBank genome assembly.